CGCAGACUCGCUACCAGUCCGGGUAAAUAAUCGGGAACCACAGGUCGGAAUCGUCGAUCCACGGAAGAGGUUUAUAUCGUUUCACAAGGCAAGUUGUCUUGUGUAUUGAUAAUUCAAGCUGGGAGUUCUAUCGUCGAAAAUGAAUGCCUUAUUUGGGACAAGUACUCCGUUCGAAACGAAAAAGUCGCCGAUAACUGAUGUAUAUACCAUUACAACUACGGUUCUUGGGGUCGGCAUUAACGGCAAAGUUGUUGAAUGUGUAGAGAAAAAAACCGGGUUUAAAUACGCGUUAAAGGUAUUGCAAGAUAAUGCAAAAUCAAGAAGAGAGUUAGGUUUACAUUGGAAGGCUGGUGCAUGUCCAUUUAUUGUUAAGAUUAAAGAGGUUUAUGAGAAUAAAUUUAUGAGACGAGACUCUUUACUGGCUGUCAUGGAGUGUAUGACUGGUGGAGAGUUAUUUGAAGCUAUUCAACGUAGGUCUGAAACACAUCAGCCAUUCACAGAAAGAGAGGCUGCGGAAAUAAUUCGAACAGUCACACUUGCUCUUGCUCACUUGCAUUCAAUGGACAUUGCUCAUCGUGAUUUAAAGCCUGAAAACUUACUUUUCACAAACAAGCAGCCAAAUGCUGUGCUGAAAUUGACAGAUUUUGGAUUUGCAAAGGAAACAACUCCUGAUAAAUUAACCCUACAGACACCAUGCUAUACACCUUACUAUGUAGCUCCAGAAGUACUUGGCCCUCAAAUGUAUGACAAAUCGUGUGAUAUGUGGUCGUUAGGUGUAAUUAUGUAUAUCUUGCUUUGUGGAUUUCCGCCAUUUUACAGUAACCAUGGCGCAGCGAUUUCACCCGGUAUGAAGAAACGUAUCCGACAGGGACAAUAUAGUUUUCCAGAUCCAGAGUGGAGUAAUGUCUCGACACAAGCAAAAGAAUUGAUUCGAGGGCUACUGAAGACAAACCCACACGAAAGAUAUACGGUCGAAAAAGUUAUAAAUAAUCCUUGGAUAAAGGCAUAUACUGAAGUUCCGUCAACACCUCUACAUACAGCUAGUGUUUUAAAAGAUGAAACAGACAAUUGGGAAGAUAUGCAGGCUGAGUUCGACCUGACGCUGCAGUCAAUGCGUGUUGACUUCGAGAAACCAAUCAUAUUGAAGACUGUAGACAAAGCAAAGAACUCGCUUCUUGGAAGAAGAAAAAAGUCAAAAGAAAGCUCAAAGUAACGUUUGUUAUUGUAUAAUUGCCGUUAGGUUGAAACAAUUAUUUUUAAAUUGUUCGUAGACCGUUAUUUUAGGAAGUAAAUUUUACCUUAUACGUAUACGUGUAAGUUUAAAUUGUGAACUGAACUUGCUUUGGCAUAUAGAAUGUGGUAUUUAGUGAUAAAUCACUCAUCGUAUAACGUACAAUAUUUUGAAUAUCUUUUGAUAUUUCAAAUGAUUCAGAAAGUGAUCUUUUAUAAUCAAUGUCGAAAAAAUAUGCAAAGAAAAUAUUUCUCUCGCUUUGUUUCACAAUAUUUUACGGUUUUUAGCAUUUUCCCUCAAAACAUUUAAUUUCCGAAAUCCGCAAUCGAAGUCUAAGAAUAUUAGGAUUGUUGAAAAUUGUAUGCCUCUUAAAAUGACUAAUAAAACAAGAUGAUUUGACGUAAUAUUUUUUGA
Messenger RNA from Dendronephthya gigantea, 1645 nucleotides. Its product is annotated as MAP kinase-activated protein kinase 2-like. Gene Ontology annotation, cellular component: cytoplasm; nucleus. The coding region runs from base 140 to 1213 and encodes 357 amino acids. The record is from RefSeq and is a predicted model, not a curated record. The transcript is spliced from 11 exons. NCBI's taxonomy places the organism in Eukaryota, Metazoa, Cnidaria, Anthozoa, Malacalcyonacea, Nephtheidae. Gene Ontology annotation, molecular function: ATP binding; calmodulin binding; calcium/calmodulin-dependent protein kinase activity. Gene Ontology annotation, biological process: peptidyl-serine phosphorylation; intracellular signal transduction; protein autophosphorylation.